UUCCGGCCGCCGUUGCUGUUCUGGGAGGCUGAGGCGAGAGGGAGCUUGCCGGGUGGGGAGCCGCACUCCCGUCUUUCUUUUCCUCCUCCUCAGGGUGAGGGGAGCGAAGGUUGGGGCUCCGACCCCAUGGACCGGGAGGAGGCGGAGGCCGCCGAGACCCGGGGCCCCGCCUUGUGGCCCUGAGCCCCGUGGACUUGUUCUGCCUGUCUGGAAGGCCAUGGAGAACCUGGGAAUCAAGCCAAGUGCUGCUUCCUGGAUUUUAUCAGGAUUUUUUUGGCAGACAUUUGUGAAGUGGUUGAGAAGUCUGUACCUGAUUUAUAUUUGCUUCUGCUUCAGUGCUCUGUGGUUGUCAACAGAUGCCAAGGAGAGCAGGUGCCAGCAGGUGAAGACACAAUUUGGAGUUGGCCUGAGAUCUGGGGGAGAAAAUCACUUCCGGCUUCUUGAAGGAACCCCCUCUCUCCAGUCAUGUUGGGCUACCUGCUGCCAGGACUCUGCCUGCCAUGCCUUUUGGUGGUUAGAAGGGAUGUGCAUCCAGGCAGACUGCAGCAGGCCCCAGAGCUGCUGGGCUUUUAGGACAGACUCUUCCAAUUCCAUGCUGGUGUUUUUAAAAAAAUUCCAAAUUGCAGAUGGUUUGGGCUUUCCACUUGAAGAUGAUAUUCCACAUACUCUGGGGUUAGGUUGGAGCAGGGCAUCUUGGAGGAGGCAGAGCCCACCCAGAGCUCCACUCAGAUCCACUGUGUCUUCCAGUGACCAGCAGAGCUUACUCAGGAAGCUUUGGAAGAGAGAGAGUCCCAGUGAAAAAGUGGUUACAGUGACACAACCUUCUAAAAUGAAUGUCUCCAAGGAACUAGGCGAUCUAAACACCACUGGCUCAGCAGAGGUCCAAAAAGCAGUUAAAAUUUCUAAUCACUUAACCACAAACCUGUCUGCGAAGAUUCCUGGUUGGUCGAAGAAUGUAUCAGUCCAGUCUGAGAAGUCAGAGGACUCUGGUACUAUGCCUGCCAUUCAGCAAGUAAAAAACCCUGGGGAAAUCCAGAUUUCUCCCCCUCUGCUGGUGACUCCCUCCUACAGUUAUGCUACCUCUGCCCCCCAGGCCUCUUUCCCAAGCACCUCAGCACCAGUUAUAAAGGAACUGGUGGUAUCUGCUGGAGAGAGUGUUCAGAUGACGCUUCCUAAGAAUGAAGUUCAGUUAAAUGCGUUUGUUCUCCAAGAACCACGUGAAGGAGAAACCUACACCUACAACUGGCAGCUGAUUACUCAUCCUAAAGACUACAGUGGAGAAAUGGAAGGGAAACAUUCCCAGAUCCUCAAACUGUCCAAGCUCACUCCAGGCCUGUAUGAAUUCAAAGUGAUUGUAGAUGGUCAGAAUACCCACGGGGAAGGCUAUGUGAAUGUGACAGUAAAACCAGAGCCCCGUAAGAAUCAGCCUCCUGUUGCCAUUGUAUCACCACAGUUCCAGGAGAUCUCUCUGCCAACCACUUCUACAGUCAUUGAUGGCAGCCAAAGCACUGAUGAUGAUAGAAUCGUCCAGUACCAUUGGGAAGAACUCAAGGGACCUCUGAGAGAAGAGAAGAUUUCUGAAGAUACAGCCAUAUUAAAACUAAGUAAGCUCGUCCCUGGGAACUACACUUUCAGCUUAACUGUAGUAGACUCUGAUGGAGCUACCAACUCUACCACUGCAAGCCUGACAGUGAACAAGGCCGUGGAUUACCCCCCUGUGGCCAACGCAGGCCCCAACCAAGUGAUCACUCUGCCCCAGAACUCCAUCACCCUCUUUGGGAAUCAGAGCACCGAUGAUCACGGCAUCGCCAGCUAUGAGUGGUCACUCAGCCCAAGCAGCAAAGGGAAAGUGAUGGAGAUGCAGGGUGUUAGAACACCAACCCUGCAGCUGUCUGCCAUGCAGGAAGGAGACUACACUUACCAGCUCACAGUGACUGACACAAUUGGACAGCAGGCCACCGCUCAAGUGACUGUUAUUGUGCAGCCUGAAAACAACAAGCCUCCACAGGCAGAUGCAGGCCCAGAUAAAGAGCUAACUCUUCCCGUGGAUAGCACAACCCUGGAUGGCAGCAAAAGCUCAGACGAUCAGAAAAUUAUCUCAUAUCUCUGGGAAAAAACACAGGGGCCUGACGGGGUACAGCUGGAGAAUGCUAACAGCAGUGUUGCCACUGUGGCUGGGCUGCAAGUGGGAACCUACGUGUUCACCUUGACUGUCAAAGAUGAGAGGAACCUGCAAAGCCAGAGCUCUGUGAAUGUCAUUGUCAAAGAAGAAAUAAACAAACCACCUCUUGCCAAGAUAACUGGGAAUGUGGUGAUUACCUUGCCCACGGACACGGCAGAGUUGGACGGCUCCAAGUCCUCCGAUGACAAGGGGAUAGUCAGCUACCUCUGGACUCGAGAUGAGGGAAGCCCAGCAGCAGGGGAGGUGUUAAAUCAUUCCGACCACCACCCUGUCCUCUUUCUUUCCAACCUGAUCGAGGGAACCUACACAUUUCACCUGAAAGUGACUGACGCGAAGGGUGAGAGUGACACAGACCGGACCACUGUGGAGGUGAAACCUGAUCCCAGGAAAAACAACCUGGUGGAGAUCAUCUUGGAUGUCAACGUCAGUCAGCUAACUGAGAGGCUGAAGGGGAUGUUCAUCCGCCAGAUUGGGGUCCUCCUGGGGGUGCUGGAUUCCGACAUCAUUGUGCAAAAGAUUCAGCCGUACACGGAGCAGAGCACCAAGAUGGUAUUUUUUGUUCAAAAUGAGCCUCCCCACCAGAUCUUCAAAGGCCAUGAGGUGGCAGCGAUGCUCAAGAGUGAGCUGCGGAAGCAAAAGGCAGACUUUCUGAUAUUCAGAGCCCUGGACAUCAGUACUGUCACGUGCCAGCUGAACUGUUCUGACCAUGGUCACUGUGAUUCAUUCACCAAACGCUGUAUCUGUGACCCUUUUUGGAUGGAGAAUUUCAUCAAGGUGCAGCUGAGAGAUGGAGAUAGCAACUGUGAGUGGAGUGUGUUAUAUGUUAUCAUUGCUUCCUUUGUCAUUGUUGUUGCCUUGGGAAUCCUGUUCUGGACUGUGAUCUGUUGCUGUAAGAGGCAAAAAGGAAAACCUAAGAGGAAAAGCAAGUACAAGAUCCUGGAUGCCACAGAUCAGGAAAGUCUGGAACUAAAGCCAACCUCUCGAGCAGGCAUCAAACAGAAAGGCCCGAUGCUCAGCAGCAGCCUGAUGCACUCUGAGUCGGAGCUGGACAGUGACGACGCCAUCUUCACGUGGCCCGACCGGGAGAAGGGCAAACUCCUGCAUGGUCAGAACGGCUCCGUGCCCAACGGGCAGACCCUGCUCAAGGCCAGGAGCCCACGGGAGGAGAUCUUGUAGCCACCAGGUCUGCCUCCUCAGGUUAGGGCUUGGCAGUGCCAGGGGUCCAGAGCAUUGCUAGGCUGGUUCUCAUACUUCCUGUGUCAGAGGGCAGCUGUUCUCCCAGCAUCUGCUGGUCACUUCACCCUAACAUCCUCAGCGAGAGCUGCUGGUACUUGAAUCCAGACAUUCUCCGGGAACCCCCGAAUGAAGCUGUGAACGAAGAAGUUUCCUCUUUAAAUUUGUCUGGUAGGUCCCCCAAAAUGUCCUCACCUCAGGGCCUCCUUUUUUGCAAACCCUUCCCCUGCUCUGAGAAUGGCCGCCGCCAGCUCUUGGCCUCCUCUCCCAGCUCCCUGUUGGUAAGGUUGCUGCUCCUGGGGCGGCUGCACAGAGAGGCCUGGCUGUAUCCCUCACAUCUGGGUACAGAACCAAGCACCACCAGCCUUCUGGCUCCAUAAGCCUGUGUGCAGGUGUGUUCUUUGCUCUCUUCUUUGGGAUGGAGUCUCCCCUCUCACUAGGCCCAGAGGAAGUGGUGCCCCCUCCUCACCACUGACGCUGGGCUGGUGUCUGGCCCAAGGAUAGGGAAGGGCUACUGUUUCAAGAAUGGAGAGGGCCCCUCUUGCUGCUGGGCUGUUGUGUCAGAGCAGCCAGGCUGGACACAGACUGCCACCCCUCUUCCUUCUGGCCACCCUGGCUGGCUCAGGCCACUACUCCCUGUGCCCAGAGGGAACAGCCACAAAUAGACUAGAAUAUUAAGGCAUGAGAGUGCAUGUGUGUGACUGCUCACUUGAUGUCCGUUUGUGUGUCUUUUCUCUGUAUCCCCUAGCAUGGGUGUGUGUGUGUGUUGGAGGGUGUGUGUGUGUGUGUUGGAGUGAGUGUGUGUGUGUGUUGGAGUGAGUGUGUGUGUGUUGGAGUGAGUGUGUGUGCAUCAACUCCUCCUAGGGUUCUUGGCAACCUUGAACUGGAAAGACUCAUCUCCUUGGAACAGAGACUUCCUGAAUCCCUCUGGCCCUGUCACUGGUUCCUCAGCCAUGGUAUCUAGACGUUGAGGAAUGGGAGCUUCGGGGGAGUGGCUUUUUAAAAAGAAACUUACAGUUUAUACUACUGCACUAUUAUCUGUUGUGAGAUGAUUAAACCUGCUAUUUAA
This is a messenger RNA of Camelus dromedarius (Arabian camel), 4484 nucleotides long. RefSeq names its product KIAA0319 like. Gene Ontology annotation, biological process: neuron migration. Bases 218 to 3358 code for a protein of 1046 amino acids. NCBI's taxonomy places the organism in Eukaryota, Metazoa, Chordata, Mammalia, Artiodactyla, Camelidae. Gene Ontology annotation, cellular component: cytoplasmic vesicle; Golgi apparatus; membrane. The record is from RefSeq and is a predicted model, not a curated record. The transcript has 21 exons.